Nyctereutes procyonoides (raccoon dog) is the source of this 3037-nucleotide messenger RNA. RefSeq names its product transmembrane protein 65 (gene TMEM65). The record is from RefSeq and is a predicted model, not a curated record. NCBI's taxonomy places the organism in Eukaryota, Metazoa, Chordata, Mammalia, Carnivora, Canidae. Gene Ontology annotation, cellular component: mitochondrion. Gene Ontology annotation, biological process: cardiac ventricle development; regulation of cardiac conduction. The transcript has 8 exons. Bases 375 to 1172 code for a protein of 265 amino acids.
GCCGAGGGAGGGCGGCGCGAGGCUGACUCAUCCUCUGGAAGCUCAAACUGACGGAGACAAACCCUCGCCAAGCCCGCCCGCCCGCCCGCGCCGCCCCUCCGCAGCCGGGAGGCGCCCGCCCGCACCGCCCACCCGCCCUCUCCGGGCCCCGCCGCCUCACAGAAAGUUUUUCUCGUCGGGGGGACCGGAGCCGCCGGGAGCCUUUCGGAAGGGAAGCGCCGCGCCGGCCCGGGGAGCGCAUGGUGCCCGGCGCCCCUGCCGCCAGUCAGGAGGACAUCGGGGCGGGGUCGGGCUGAGCCGCGCUGCUGCUUCCGCUGCCCGGCCAGAAAUCGCCGUCCCGGACUGCCGCGGGGGUCCCCGCUCCUCAGCCCGCCAUGUCCCGGCUGCUGCCGCUGCUGAGGAGCCGGACCGCGCGCAGCCUGAGGCCGGGCCCGGCCGCCGCCGCCGCCGCCGCCGCCGCCGCCGCCGCGCCCCGCCCGCCCUCCUGGUGCUGCUGCGGGCGGGGGCUGCUGGCGCUCGCGGCCCCCGGCGGCUCCCGGGCGCUGGGCACCCACCCCAAGAAGGAGCCCAUGGAGGCGCUGAACACGGCGCAGGGCGCGCGCGACUUCAUCUACAGCCUGCACUCCACCGAGAGGAGCUGCCUGCUCAAGGAGCUGCACCGCUUCGAGUCCAUUGCCAUCGCCCAAGCAUGCAGAUAUCCUAAACCUGAGAUUGCCAUUGUGAAGCAAGCAAAGAAGGUGGUAUCAGCAGAGACUCCUGAUAGUUUUGAAAAAUUGGAAGCUCCACCACCCACCCCAGGACAGCUGAGAUAUGUAUUCAUCCACAAUGCGAUACCUUUCAUAGGGUUUGGCUUUUUGGAUAAUGCAAUUAUGAUUGUUGCAGGAACCCAUAUUGAGAUGUCUAUUGGAAUUAUUUUGGGAAUAUCAACUAUGGCAGCUGCUGCUUUGGGAAAUCUUGUGUCAGAUUUAGCUGGACUUGGACUUGCAGGCUAUGUUGAAGCUUUGGCUUCCAGAUUAGGUCUGUCAAUUCCUGAUCUUACACCAAAACAAGUGGACAUGUGGCAAACACGUGGCAAAGCUGUUGGGGUGACUAUUGGCUGCAUUCUAGGAAUGUUUCCUUUGCUUUUCUUUGGAGGAGGUGAAGAAGAUGAAAAACUGGAAACGAAAAAUUAACCCUCUUAGAAUAUUUAUAAAAAGCUGUAAACUGAUGUACCUCAAUUACUAAAUAUGCUGUCACAACAUUUAGGAAUUAAGACAAUAACAGUGUAUAGAUAUGGGAUCAAAUAAUUCAGCAUGUAUUAUGGAAAACACUAACUUAUUGUGGCUUGGUUUUCUUAGGACAUCUUUUUAACAAAAUGUUUAGUAUCCAUUUUGUGUAAAUUGUUGAAAUGCUUUUUCACCAAGUGCAGUCAACAUUUUACCUUUUUCUUUAUAUCAAAAUAUCAUUUAAGUAUCAGCCAUUGAUGUACUGUACUGAGUUGGGUUUUGCAUACUUGUUACUUCAUGCGUAUGCAUGCAUGAAAGGAUCUUCUGUUGUCACUGUUCUCUAAUUACAACUCAGCUUUGAAAUUUUUGCCACAUUACUUAAGAUGUUUCAUAUAAGUUAAAGGUUUUUUUUUUUUACUCUAUUUGGCAACAUCAAUUUUGUACUAUUUUACACUGAACAUAUACAAUCAUAUAAUUUCAGUCAUUUUAAAAUUCUUAUUCUAUUCAAAAUAGACACACACUUUACGUAUUUUAAGUAUCUAUUACUCAUUUGAAUUUUCUGACCUCACUGUCUCAAGAGCCAGAGGUUAAUCAGAAUAAGUAUUAUGUGGUGUCCCUACUACAUAAAACCAUGUAUGUUAUUAGUAACUGUAUUAUUUUCAUUGAUUUUUUUAAAUCUCCAAUUUCUCAAUUUUGAAUCAUUACAUCAUAGCUUCUGCUCCUGAGGGGAAGAAAAUGAUUAUCUUAGGGUCUUUUAUAAAUGAGGAUUGUGGAGUUAGAGUAAACUAAGAGGUUUGACCUGACAGUUGGAAAUUAAGAGGCUAAAAAUUUUUUUAGAGAAAAGAAAAUGGGAACUGUCGAGAAGGUUUAUGAUAUAAGUGGUGAAGUUGAAGUGACAUUUGGAAGGUUAAUGAGAUAUAGAUUCUAUUGUUUAGGAUGGAUUUCUUUUUCCCCAUUCUCAUCUCAGAUGAGAUGAGCGUCGUCUCAUCUGAAUUGACUGAAUCAGAGUACUCCAUACUCAUAUCCUUAUGUCUCAUCUCGUUUAGUGAGUUUUAUUUCUGGAUAACUUACUCUGAGGUGAAGACUAAAUAUUUUAGAUAUUGCUUUUUUGCUAUGAAUAGUUUAGUAGUCAAAAACUAUGUGAGGAGAAAUCUUUUUUGUUGUUCUUUUUUUUAUUGUGAUGUUUAAAUAAUAUUCUAGGUUGAAAUUAUUUAUUUUCAGCCUUGCAUAUUUGACAUGUAUAGUACAACUAUAUAUGAGUUAUAAAUUUUAAUUUUAUGAGCCCUUAAAAUUUCUUAGCAUGUGGCCUGUUAUAUAUGCUAAAAAAUUACUCUUACUUGUAAGAGUAAACACAUCAUGGAGGAGAAAAACUGAAAAUAAAAUUACUGUUUGGGCCACUGAAAUUAUUUAUGUUGCUUGAUAGAUGCAAAAGAAGGGAAACUUCUAAGAUGGCUGUAUUUACAGUUACCUUAAAAUUUUAUUUGCACAUAUUUACUUUGACCUCUUAUUUUCAGAGGGGCUGUAUUUUCCCACAAUGCAAUUUGUUGUAAAUUAUCCUCUCUACACUUAAAAAUAAUUUAGGGCCAUCCUUUAAUCAUAGAUUUUUGAAGGAAAAGAAGAAAAUAAAUCAUAUAAUAUAAAAAUAAGUAUAUAACAUUCUUAUUAUGUACAAAUAAUACAACACUCUCAUUUGAACAAAUUAGGAUUAUAGAACUUGACUUCUUAAACAGAAUUGUGGUUUUUAUCUUCCACAUAGUACCAUGUAUACACCAAAAAGAAUUUUUUAAUUAUUUUAGCUGGUAGGAAUAGAGUGCUUAUUUAAACAGGGUUUU